Lineus longissimus is the source of this 745-nucleotide messenger RNA. RefSeq names its product NADH dehydrogenase [ubiquinone] 1 alpha subcomplex assembly factor 2-like. Gene Ontology annotation, biological process: mitochondrial respiratory chain complex I assembly. The record is from RefSeq and is a predicted model, not a curated record. The transcript is spliced from 6 exons. Bases 71 to 538 code for a protein of 155 amino acids. Gene Ontology annotation, cellular component: mitochondrion; membrane. NCBI's taxonomy places the organism in Eukaryota, Metazoa, Nemertea, Pilidiophora, Heteronemertea, Lineidae.
UUUUGCUUUGCUUGACAAAUGCGCGUGCGUGCAUGUGCGUGUAGCUAGUGUUGUUCGCUGUGCAUGCACGAUGUCUCGCCGACCUGGGUAUUUUGGCCAAUUUCUGCAACGUAUUAAAAAAUCUUUUGUUAUAUAUAGAACAUCUGAAAAAUAUGUCGGAGAGGAUCACUUAGGAAAUAAAUAUUUUGAGAUCCAAAAAGAUGAGAAAUCUGGAGUAAAGGCAAAGAGGUCAUAUAAAGCUCAUACAGAAGAUCCUACCGCAGUCGGUGACAUUCCAACAGAAUGGGACUCUUGGCUAAGAUGGAGGAGAAAUGAUCCACCAAUGCAAGAGGAGAUUGAUAAAAAUUAUGCAAUGAUGAUGGCAAGACAAGCAAGAGCCCAAGAACAGGAUAUGAAAGAUAAACUGGAAGCAGAGGAAAAUUAUGAAGCUGGAACAGUUCAUCGUGUGGAAGCUUAUCAAGAUAAAUCAAAAUUCCCAACCUACUCGGAUUAUGAACAAGUGCCCGGUGUCGAGCCUAAAACAAAGGAAGACAGAUGACAACAGUGAGAUGAGAGGUUCAGGCUUGGAGUUUAUUUAUGAAGUGGACCGUACCCGGUACCGGAGUUUCUUCAACAUUUGUAUCAUCUGAAAAUGGAUUUAGAAUUGAUCUCUGAUGUGAAGUAAACCUGGAUCGGUAUUACAAUCAGUAAUUUAUGGAGUGCAUUGUUCCUCAAGAGUGACUGCAAAUAAAAAUGUUUAAAAAGA